AUGGCUGCAGGCUCCCCUCCACGCCGCCUACAGAGGCCCUCGCAUCGCCGCACGCCCUCGAGCCUGGAAAUAGUGCCCGAGGAUUUGCCCGUCAUGUCCACCCAGGACCCGAAAUCCAGGUCGGAGCCCCAACUGGGCCUCUCUGCCCUCUCCACCGACCCUGCACCGGGCCACUCGGCACAGGCUGGCGCUGGCGCUGCGCUGCUGGGAGAGGCCUCGCGCUCACGUCCAGCACCCGUCUCCACGCCUGGCCUCUCGCGCUCCAACUCCUUCUCCAACAGCUCCUACCACGAUGACUCGGAAGACGACACCGCCUUCUUCCCGCCCGUCGAGCGGCUCACCAUGUUCGACUUCAUCGAGAACAUGGCGCUGCAGCAGCGCUUCGACAAGCUCCAGGCCUCCAUCUCGUCCCAGACAGAGAGGCUGAAGAUCCAGGCCAAGAACCGAGGUAUCACGCGCGACCGAGUCGUCGAUGAGUGGCGGAGAAGGGUGCCCACCGAGGGUGAACAGCUCGAGCGUUACAAGACGCGGGUGCGCAAGUCGGUCGAUCGCCUCAACGCGCGCUUCAACGAGUCCCUGACCGUCACCGCGCGAGAGAAGGCUUCCUUCAUCGCUGCUGUCUUGAACAUCUUCGUCUCGGGCUAUCUGGUCGGCCUGCACCCCGGCUACUUCCCGCACUGGUACACGGCGCAACUCCUAUGGUUCAUGCCUAUCCGCUACUACACCUACCACAAAAAGGGCUACCACUACUUCCUCGCUGAUCUGUGCUACUUCGUCAACAUCCUCGCCGUCCUGAGCAUCUGGGUGUUCCCGCGGUCAGAGCGUCUCUUCAUCGCCACGUACUGCCUGAUCAUGGGCAACAACGCCAUCGCUAUCAUCAUGUGGCGUAACUCGCUCGUGUUCCACUCGAUGGACAAGGUGGUCAGUCUCUUCAUCCACAUCAUGCCGUGUGUGACGCUUCACUGCAUCGUGCACCUGCUCUCGCCCGAGUAUCAGAAGGAGCACUACCCCGCCAUCUACAAAAUCCGCCACUCCGACCCAUCCUCUCCGCACCACUACAGCCUGCCGCAAAUGAUGAUGUGGGCCACGCUUCCAUACGCCUUCUGGCAGCUUACCUACCACUUCCUGAUCACCGUGCGUCGUCGCGACAAGAUCGCCGCCGGACGUCCUACCAGUUUCACAUGGCUGCGCAAGUCCUACGCUAGGACUUGGAUCGGUAAAUUCGUCCUCUCGCUGCCGAGCUUCCUCCAAGAACCAGCCUUCAUGGGUAUCCAGUACUCGUAUGCCGUGCUCACCAUGCUGCCCGCUCCCAUCUGGUUCUGGUAUCGCUGGGCUAGCGGCAUCUUCCUCACGGUUGUCUUCGUCUGGAGUGUCUACAACGGUGCCACGUUCUACAUCGACGUCUUUGGCAACCAGUUCAAGAAGGAGCUCGAUGCCCUCAAGGCGGAUAUCGUGAAGUGGCAGGCUUCUCCUGAGGGUGGGUACACACCCUUCACUCCCUUUGAGGGAGGUCAAGAGAAGCAACUCGGCUACAUCCCGCCGCUCGAAGGCAGCACUGCCGUCAAGCCCGCUGAUGGAGAGGCUGAGAAGAGGAAGUAG
This is a messenger RNA of Macroventuria anomochaeta, 1599 nucleotides long. RefSeq lists its product as uncharacterized. The transcript has 2 exons. Bases 1 to 1599 code for a protein of 532 amino acids. NCBI's taxonomy places the organism in Eukaryota, Fungi, Ascomycota, Dothideomycetes, Pleosporales, Didymellaceae. The record is from RefSeq and is a predicted model, not a curated record. Gene Ontology annotation, biological process: phosphatidylcholine biosynthetic process.